Pocillopora meandrina is the source of this 7913-nucleotide messenger RNA. NCBI's taxonomy places the organism in Eukaryota, Metazoa, Cnidaria, Anthozoa, Scleractinia, Pocilloporidae. The record is from the annotation of a GenBank genome assembly.
AUGCAUUAUGGGACUAUGGCGACCAAUAUGGCGACCAACGCAGGUGAGGAAAUUGUUUCUGAGGGAGAUCCCAACCAGGUUGUUCCGCCCAAUGAUGCAAAACAAGAAGUCUCGGAAGGUAAAGAACAGAAUCCUUAUGGUGACUUUGCAAGCGCCGAACCGCCUGAGCUGAUUCAGCCCGGUCCACCAGAAACGCGGAUGAAGAGAGUCGAUCCACGACAUCAAUGGAUCAACACAGAUAAAGCAAUACCUUACUUAUGUAAACUAUGUGACUACACUGCAGACUGUUCGGAGGUUGGUGAAACUUGCUCUUGAUUGGUUUCAAUGCCACACAAUUCGCUCCAUGCAUUUAAUGAUAAUCCCUUGUGCAGUCCACUUUCAAUAUCCGCAAAGUUUAGACAAAAUGUCUGUUUUCAAUUCAAUUUUCUCGUUUAUUACAGGCUUACCAGUAUCAUUGCAUGAGUCCACGACACAUAAAGCGUGCAAUUGAAGAAUUUAAUAUCAAGAUUCCAAAGAGACUAGAGGAGAAAGAGGAAAAAAAGCCCCCUCCUCAGUACAAUUGUCAGGUAAAGAUCUGUCCGGUUUAUUGUCAAUUCGCCCUUAAGUCAUGUCGCUCGAAGUCGUGUCACCUGCAACCAGAGUCAUGUCGUCCUAAGUUUUUAGUCACCUCGAAAGUUUUGGAAUUAGGUCAUAUUUACAGUGGACUUUCACUAUUGAAAGUUCUGUAACGCAAGUUAAUACAAAGGGUUGUUCAAUCAAUCAGUACCUUUACCGGUUUCUAUAAAUAUACCAUGUUGAUGUUUUUACUUGUGAUAAAAAUUGGGUGACAUGUCUUAGGAUUUUGAACAACUUGACAAAAACUUUGGGUCACAUGACUCUGGUUUCAGGUGACAUGACUUUGGGCAAAAGGACUUUUAGGUGCAUUUGUGACUCUUCUUCAUACAAACUCCUUUCAUUUCAUCUUUGAAUUCUGAUAGGUUUCUUAUGAUACUUUCUUUGGCAGCUAAUGCCUGCAUGUGCCAAAUGGGGGAAUUUUACUGCUAUGGGUGUAAGACUUUACUUCUCUGUUUUAACAGGUGUGUUUAGUAACAUGCAAUAGUGACUCUGCUUGGAAUGCUCACCUGAUUGGUCAAAAACACAGAAAGGUAAGUAGAAGUAUAAAAAUGCCGAACAGUAUAUACAGUAACUUAUAUUGUUGAGGGUUCAGAAUCUAUGCAUUUCAUAGAUGUUUUUUUUUUAAAAAAGGCAAUUAAGGUCACUGUAUAUCGUGUGGGGUUGUACAGUUAGAUGCUGAUUUUGUUUACCUUGGGGACAAAGGAAAUUGGUUUCACAUGGGAGGGAAAGCCAAAUUUGGGAUAAAAUAUCCUUUAAAUCACCAAGACUUUUAAACUUCUAAAUCUCAUGUAUAUUAAGUGGCAUCUGGCAAAAUUUCCUAAUCACUUAGUGUGGUUUUCCUGGCUAUGUGUGUCAUCAAAAAAACCAGUGGCAGCUUAAUAAAGAGAAGAAUAAGGAAGUAAACUAUAAUUUGAGGUGAUUCUGCUAAAUUGUUAAAGGUACUGACUUGUGUAUGUUGCAGUGAGAAGACAAGUGUGAUGUUUUUGCUGUUGAAACCAAAGAAAGUGAUAAAUGUCUUAAGAUUUUGAUAGGCAUUUGGCAGCUUUAGUCACAAGCAAGAUGUUUGCAUUAGCAAGAUGUUCCCACAGUAAAAGCUGACUGUGUUAUAUCUUUUCUUUAGUGGCAAGUUUACCUAGUUGUGUAUUUUAUACUUUGCUAUCAGGCUCUCGAGAAACAAGGAGCUGAGAAAGCACAGCAAAAAGCCCAGGAGAGAGGUUUCAUGAACACAGCAAUGAACACAGGAUUCAAUAGGGGUGGCAGAGGAGGGGGUGGUCCUGUCAGAGGAGGGGCAUAUCUGCCUGGUCAUUCACGCAAACCUUAUGAAAAGCCAGUGCAUGCUGUGCAGCAGCCCAGCCUGAGUGGUCCAAUAGGGGCUAAAGACUUUGCUACAUACCCUGAGCCUCUUAUUGGUAAGUGAUCUGCAAUGAUUGGAGUUUGUAUUUCACUUCUAAAUCAUGGCAGGAGUUUGUUAGCUGAAUGCAGACUCCAUAUCACACUUGAUGCUUUGAUAUGUGCACUGUACCUGCCUAGUACCUCUCCAUGUUUACUUGCUCUUGGCGUUUAUGUUCUACUUUACAGAGCAAGAUGCAGCUGAUCAAUGGCAUAUCAAAAACAAACAUCAUGUAUUUAGUAUUUGAAUGGAAAUCAUUUGUUUGACAUAAGUGAUUUAGCAGACAUGUCUGUUUAAAUGAGGAUUACAGAGUGGGCAGUUGUGUUAUGUUAGCCCUUUAAACCCUAUGAUGACCUGCAUCUAAUUUCUCCUAACAGUAAUACUAAUGAAUCUUUCAUUACCAUCAUAAGAGCAGAGGAAAUGAUCACCAACCUAACAAGCCUUAACUAUUAAAUUCUCUGUGGGUUAUUCGGUGAAUCAGAAUCCAUGGAGAAUAUGGAUUCUGAUGUGAGGGUUUAAAGGGCUAAAAUUCAGGGUACUAAUGAAGCUCAACAAAAAAUGAUGAAACGUAGGUGUUUGUCUCCUAUGUUUGUGCCUUUUUAGAGGAAUUUUUAUGUGUCAAAAUUUCCUUUUUUUGGCAGCAUUACUACCUUGACUUACAGCAUACAUGUUAAAUGUAUUUUGUGACUAGGCUGUAUUUCAGAAGUCCAAGGGAGUAGGAACCCUGAUUACUUCAACCUCGACAUUUUAACUUGCUUCUCAGUUGUUCUGUGCAUAGUAAGAUCUGGAUUGAUGGUUCUAGGGAAAUCCAAGUAUCAAUAUUUCACAGGUCAGAUGGAGAGGCAAAUUAAGUGGAGGGGUUUUUCCAAUGGCUUGUUAUGCACAAGUCACAUGUAGAUAACUAGCACUUGUGUCUAGUUUAUUUUUCAAUCAUUUACACCAACCACAUGGUUCAGGUGUUACAUGUACAUGUAAACCUGGGCAUUAGAGGGAGGAGACAAAUGAGUGUCUAACUCAAACUGCCACAUUACAUAGUAACAAACUGCAGUGGAUAUCAUGGGUGAAAAUAUUCAUCUAUGGUUUAUUAGGAAGUUUAUUUUCACCUGUUUUACAAUUUGGCGUGUUGUGCCACUUGUUCUGUAGGCCUGGAGUAUGUUACAGAAAUCCAGGUUAUAGGACAGAGUCCAAGAUAUCACUGUGAACUAUGUGACUCCAAAUUUGAUCACAACUUGAAGUUCCCACAUCUUGUUGGAAGCAAACAUCGUUUCAAUGUACUGGUGAGUAGGAAAGACUGCUGAGAUUGUAGAAUGGAAACCUUUUAGGCCCAAAACAUGGUAUUAGCAUUGUUUUUUUCUCAGCAUGCAAAGUGUAUGUAAUUGCAAGCAUUUUUUUUAGUUUUCUUUGCUGAUUUUUGCAUCCCAAUCCAAGAACAGCAGUAAAAAUAUUUCUUUUACUGGUUUUGUUCAUCCAUGAAGUGGGCAUGCAUUGUUAACAUUAUGAUAUGAAUUAUCUUGUAGUUGAAAUUUUUUUCCAACCAGUUCAAUAUUUAUUUUCCCUCUCAGUCAUUAUAUGACAGAGAAUGCAAGAUAAUGGAAAAUGAAAACCAAACUGGUUGAAAAAUUUAAAGCUAAAACUGUUUAAAUUACUUGUAGCUCAACACAUAUUCCUGUUCAUUCACAGGUUGUCUUUAUCAUUAAAAAUGCAAGGAAAACAAAACAAAACAAAAAACAGAAUAUCAUAUGUUUGUCACUCAACAAGCAAUGAACCAGCAUAAAGGCAAAGUUCCUUUUUGCCCAGUAUUUUUCUCCUUAUUCUCAAAGGCUUUCAUGGAGAAAUACUUUGCAUGUUAAUUGUCUUAGGAUAAAAGUUUUCUUUUCAAUCUCAGAGGUACAGUAUGCAAGGGACUGUUCUGUAUAAAACUGUGCAGCAUAUUUCAGAGCAGGGAUUGAAAGACUGUCUUUUACAGAAGCGUAAUAUGUAUCUUAUGGUUUGCAAAGCUUUUUUCAGUUGGUUUCUCUUGCCCUAAACAAUUAAGAAACCAAUGAGAAAGCUGCACAUUUUCUUGAUGAAGCUGCUGUCCAGCAAAACAAACAAUUAAUUUGAUAUUGGUAAAACAAGCAUGUAAAGUUGUUUUGAGCCUUUUUAAGGCAUGCCAGUGGGGAUAAAGUUGGUGGAAAAGGGAAAUGCUGUCUCUUUUCUUCUUGUUCCAUCGCACGCCUGUCAUCAUGUUUCAACUUCCAUCCCUCACAACACUUAAUAAUUAACAAUUAUUCCCCAAAGUGGAGGCAAAUAUCCAGAUUUUUGACUGACACUGAGGAAAAUAAUUGUUGUAGUAUAUACCACCCAGAUACCAGAAAUUAGUUUGUUUCUUUAAAUAUACCAAAAAAUAACUAUUAACACAUGGUCUUGUCUCAUCAGCUGCUCAAAAGUGAAUAGCACUUCCAAACUUCCAAACUUGCUAAUCAGUGCAUGCAAAAAGCACUAUUAACUUGUGUGGUGUAUACUAGAACAGAGUAGUAUUCAAAUGAGAGGUUGCUAUUUGCUUGACAAUCAGAACAAUCCUUGACCAUUUCACAUUGAAGAACAUUUUUGUACAGUAUCAGUUGAAGACAACAAUUUUCCUGUUUUUAGCUUUUAGCUUCCUAUCUUAGUAGUUCCUAAUCUAAAAUGAUCGAGCAAAUGAGAAAGAUGAAAUACAAGUAUCUCUUCAAACUUUAUUUGUUUGAGGUGCUGUUAUUAUUGGUUUGAUGCAUCUGUUGACUUUGUCUUCAACAGUAAAAAAAAUGCAAAUAGAUUCUAGUCAAAACAUGCAACUUGUAACUGCAGCAGUGAUGGCUUCUCUAGAAUUUGCAUCUGAGGGAUUUUAUAUGAGUUUAUAUAAGAGCUAUUAACUUAAUACACACAACUUGAAAGAAACAUGAGUUAAAUUAAGUUAUUUACUCCUUCUUUACUAGAAAGAGAAGGUCCCAGAUGUAGCUCAGAGUAUCCGCGCGGGUGUCCAAAAGCGAUCAGAACUAUCCAGCAAACUGCUUGAAGAAGCACGCAAACUAGAGAUGAUGCUAGGUCGUCAACAAGUGAAAACUAGAGUUGAAAAGAGCCCUUUCAAUGUCAUCAACAACCAAGUCGCCAACAACCAAACAGUUACACACCAAAUGGGUAGAGGAGGUAAAGAGACUCUCAUAUCAACAAAAAUUGAUAUAAAACUUCUUUCAACGUACAAAUGUAGCCAAUAAUCUUUUUUUUGUAUAUUUGACAGUUUUGAGAGCUGUCAGCCAUCUUUCUCAAAAACAGAAACUGCCAACUGUUUUUAUUAUGAUAGACUCUUUAGUUGAUAUAGGAUGAACUUGUUUGUAAUUAAAUGUUUCUGUAAACUUGAAACUAUUAUCACUUUUAUAAACUAAUUUUACAAUGUCGGUCAGAUAGUUUCUUAAAAAAUCUUGAUGAAGUAUAAAACAAAGAAUAUUCCUCAAAUUUUAGCAAAGCAGCCAUGGCAAAGUGCAAGAGGCAGAGGACAUGUCAAUCUGAGGGGUGGACAAGGAGCACAGGGAGGUUCCUUUGCUGGCCGAGGGCAGGCAACUAUGCGGGGAGGAAGAGGUGGGCAGCAAGGAAAUCCCCACAGUUACAACCAGCAACAGCCUACAGCAUCAAACCGCGGUGGAAGGGGUAGAACAAGAGUGUCCCCAGGUGGGAAAAGGCAGAAUCAGUCCUGGGGUCAGAAUUACCCUUAUUAUGAGAGUCAAACCAACCAGACAUUCCCUGCUGGAUCAUAUGGUGAAAAUGAUGAUGUUAGUAUAGAAUGGAACAGUGGAAGACAUGGAGAAGGGUAUGAACAUGUUCAUUUGACAGUGGCUAAUUUUCAAAAAACAAAAACAAUCUGAAAUGACUGUUCAGUCAUUCAAAAUGGAAUGUGAUAAAUGAUGCGAUAUUACACAGCCCAUAUUCUAUUGCUGGUACCUCAUGUGGUGUCAUCAUGUUAUGUGAGGUAGUCUUGCAUAUGACAUGUGAUGUCAUGGUUGCACUUUUGGAGACAACUCUUGAUAUAACUAUUUGAUGUAUUUUGGCAACACUAUCUGGUCUCUUCUCUAGUAUUUGUUAUCAUGAUGUUUUGUAACAUGCUAGUAUUGCACCCUUUUUUACCUGUUCUCAUAGUCGUCAUGUUUUGUUUAUCAUGUCAAAACAGGAAUCCAAUGUUACCCCCAGAGGCAUUCAAACCCAGAUCUCCACCUAGACUGGCACAGUACAGUGACAAUAGUGACGAAUUUUAUGACAGUUACUAUGGAAACAACAGUGGCUCAAAUUAUGAGGUAAAUUAAAUUGGCUUCUAAAUAAAGCUAAAGUAGGACAAGGCAAUAAAUCAAAUGACAAAAACAUAUAACUAAAUAGAUCAUUAUAAGUAACAAGCAUGGAAAAAAGGACAAAGUUUGUAAGUAUGAAUUAACCCUUUACACCCUAACAUCAGUAUGCAAGUUCUUCAUACUGUUCUCUAUACAUUCCUUGUGAUACUUACAAGGAGAGUUUGUCUGACAAUCAGGAACUCCUUAAGUUCAUAAUAAUUUCCUUUAUUCUCAUGACUGUAAUGUUUGAUUAAGGUUGAUACUGUAAGGAGGAAUUGUAUGUUUAUCACUCUUUGGCUCUUAAGCUUAAUUUUGCUUCUUUUUUUUUCAGUUUAAUAGUCCCUAUCCUAAUCAAACCACAAGUGAUCAAAGGUCUGACCCAUAUGGGCAGAUGCACAGUGCUAACGAACAAAGGUUUCACCCAUAUGGACACGCACCCACUACUGUCGCAGGAGGUGUGACUGGUGGUAGUAGCAGUGGUGCUGGAAGUGUUAGCAGUAGAGAUCGUGCUCCAAAUAACAUGAGCCUUCUCCAAGGAGCAAUUGAAGAUUUGGUGAGUAGUAUGAAACAGAUAUAUCUGUAUGUGCGCAGUGAUGAGACACAUGUACAUUAAACUCCUAGUGGGUUGUUUCCCUGGUGGUCAAUGUUGAGACGCAUUGUGUCAUUGGAAACGUAAGAAAUGUACAAUGCAGCUAGUGGAAUGUGCGCAUCGUUGAUUAUCUGGCUAGCUGGUCAGUUGGCUGGCUAGCUGGCUGGCUACAAUGUAGCAGCUCUAUAUCUGACUGACAGACUGACUGACUGACCAUGCUUUCUUUUAAGGGAAAACUUGUGACCAGCGAGGAAGAUGCAUCAAUGGCCCUACAUGUGUCUAAUGCCCUUACACAGGCCUUACUACAGUUUCGCAUGAACAACUUACCAAAAGAGGUAAUUACCUGUCUCUACUAUAAUGUAGAAUCUUUGUACUUAAAUUUUUUUAUUUUAGUGUAAAUUGCGUUUUCAGUUAUCUGACGUGCUCACAGCGAAAGGGAGAGAUCCCUAAGUGACUUUGGAGGCAAAAAUCAGCUGUUUUGAAACUUGUGCGCGCCGUUAUUUUUGGAUUGUGUGAUAUUCCAAGGUUACUCAUGCUAUCUUUACUAGUUAACCUGUGAACUAAAUAAAUGCCAACCACAUGAGGGUUGAGAUCCAAAUAAGCCAUAGAGGGAAAUUUAAAAAAAAAAACAGAGAGAUUGUUGUUUGAUUCCAGUAUUUCUUUCUAUUAAGUGCUUGUUAACUUUCCUUUAUCAACACGUUUACUACUUUGUUGUCUCUAGAGUCUCGGUGACAGCAACACAACAGGAGCAGUUGGUGCCUCAUCCACAAAUCCUGGGACCUGAAUCCACUCGUGUUAAAGGACUUUAGAACUGUUGAACGCUGUAACUAAUUGAUUAUUUGGCACUCGUAUAUUUCACGUGUACUUCAGUGUAAAUAACAAACGCCAUAAGUUUUUAAGAAGAAGAGUUAAAUUUAGCAAGGUGACAUUUAAAAUUAAAAUUACUUAACUAAUAGUCGUUAAUAAAAGUCAGUCUAAUUUAAAG